AUGGACCACACUCGUCAAGUUUCACUCAGCCCCGAAGAAUUCCAGGCUGCUCGAGCUCAUCUUCUCGAGCAAGAGAAAGCGGUAACCCGCCAGCUACAGGAGCUUGCAGCCUUGCGCCGUGAGUUGCCUAUGGUGCACAUCAAAGAUCCAGCACGAUUUCAAUUCGACACCCCCGAAGGAUCAAAGAGCCUGUUAGACUUGUUUGAUGGACGUAAACAGCUCAUACUUUACCAUUUCAUGUUGGGACCCCAGGAGACUCAGGGCUGCGUGGGUUGUUCAUUCUGCAUGGACCAUAUACCAGACCUCGGCCACCUCUGGAGUAGGGAAACUUCCUUCGCUGCCGUAGCUACUGCGCCAUUGGAUGAUCUCAUGGCCUAUAAAGAUCGGAUGAAUUGGAAGUUCCCAUUUUAUAGUUCUGCCAGAACGCAUGAGACAUGGGCCGAAAUCGAGGCACGGGGUGAACUUGUUACUUGGAAGCCUGGGAACGGCUACUUUGGUCUUUGCUCUUUUUAUCAGGAAGGUGACGAGGUAUUUCAUACUUAUGAGACGUCAUCUCGGGGAUUGGAGAUUAUACUGUCCACAUAUCACUUGCUGGAUAUGACCUUGCAUGGCCGGCAAGAGGUGGGAAAUGGAAUGAACAACUUCAGUCGUCAUGACGAAUACUAA
Penicillium angulare is the source of this 666-nucleotide messenger RNA. RefSeq names its product DUF899 domain-containing protein. NCBI's taxonomy places the organism in Eukaryota, Fungi, Ascomycota, Eurotiomycetes, Eurotiales, Aspergillaceae. The record is from RefSeq and is a predicted model, not a curated record. The coding region runs from base 1 to 666 and encodes 221 amino acids. The transcript has 2 exons.